UUUAUUGCAACCUCCUUCUGUUACGUGCAGCCUUCUUCUUCUCCUCCUCCUUCUUCUUACUCAAUUCUUUAUGUAUAUAUAUGGAGGGUGGUAAUGGUGGGUCUUGUUCAUCAAUGGAGAAGGUGAUGGGAAACUAUGGAGAUCAACCUCAUGUUUUAGCAGUGGAUGACAACCUGAUUGACCGAAAACUCGUUGAAAAGUUGCUUAAGAACUCUUCUUGCAAAGUCACCACAGUAGAAAAUGGGCUAAAAGCACUGGAGUAUUUGGGGUUGGGCGUUGAUGGAAGGAACAAAUUAGACACUAAUGUUUCCAAGGUGAAUUUGAUCAUCACUGAUUAUUGUAUGCCUGGAAUGACAGGCUAUGAACUACUCAAGAAAAUUAAGGAAUCAUCAAUCAUGAAGGAGGUUCCAGUUGUGAUUAUGUCAUCUGAGAACAUCCCAACUCGUAUUACCAAGUGCUUAGAAGAAGGAGCUCAGAUGUUCAUGCUCAAGCCCCUCAAGCAGUCAGAUGUGAAGAAAUUGAGGUCUGAUUUAAUGAGCUGCAGAAGAUGACAACAAAUUUGUUUGAAAAAGAACUUUGGAACAAUACCCAUGAAG
Messenger RNA from Manihot esculenta (cassava), 596 nucleotides. RefSeq names its product two-component response regulator ARR17. The transcript has 5 exons. NCBI's taxonomy places the organism in Eukaryota, Viridiplantae, Streptophyta, Magnoliopsida, Malpighiales, Euphorbiaceae. Bases 81 to 551 code for a protein of 156 amino acids. The record is from RefSeq and is a predicted model, not a curated record. Gene Ontology annotation, biological process: cytokinin-activated signaling pathway; phosphorelay signal transduction system.